Dermochelys coriacea (leatherback sea turtle) is the source of this 2428-nucleotide messenger RNA. It is a transcript of the gene TMCO6, whose product is annotated as transmembrane and coiled-coil domains 6. Bases 94 to 1518 code for a protein of 474 amino acids. The record is from RefSeq and is a predicted model, not a curated record. NCBI's taxonomy places the organism in Eukaryota, Metazoa, Chordata, Testudines, Dermochelyidae. Gene Ontology annotation, biological process: protein import into nucleus. Gene Ontology annotation, molecular function: protein binding; nuclear import signal receptor activity. The transcript has 11 exons.
GGGCCCGGCUCCCGGAAGCGCGCGGUCUCCGGCCGCCAUCUUCGCCGCUGGAGCCGGCGGCGGCUUCCACCUGCCGCCUCGGCCGCGAUCGGGAUGUGGAGCCGGAGGAGCUCCCGGUACCGGCACGAUGCCAGCGGCCUGGAGGAGCUGCGGGCCCGCCGGCGGGAGCAGGAGUCAGCUCUGAGGAAGGCCCGGAGGCAGCAGCAGUUGGUCAGUAAGAGACUUCUGCGAGAAGACAGCCUGGUGAAUGGAGACGGGCAGCCUGGAGUGGAGAUAGCAGCAGAACCUCUGUCUGAGCAGGAGGUUUUGCAGCUGCUGAGGGAUGUCCAGAGGGGAACAGAGGAGAGGAAGAAAUUGUUGAGUCGCCUUCGACAGGGACUGCAGCACAAAGAGACGCAGCAGAAAUUUGUCAGGUUGGAGGGCAGCAUGCGGGUCCUGAUCGGGCUCUUCACCAGCAGCAUGGCCAACAUACAGAUGGAGGCAGCUCGCUGUCUGCACGAACUUUCACACUCCAGUGACCCUACUGUGGCUGAGGCGUGUUUGCCAGCAACUUCCUAUCUCCUGACCUACCUCUCAGGACACAGUGUAGAAUUCACAGAGCUGUGUUUGUACACGCUGGGAAACUUGGUAGUUGAGAGUGAUGCAGUGAGGAAGCAACUUUUACCUCAAGGCAUUAUUCCAGCCCUGGCAUCCUGUAUCCAGUCCCCUCAUGUGGCAGUGCUGGAAGGCCUGGGCUACGUCCUGUCGCAGCUCCUGCAGGCCAGGGAAGCUCCCACCAAGAUCAUACCCUUGGUUCUGGACUCGGUUCUCCCCCAGCACAUGCUUCGAUUGGUUAGCUCCAACCUGGAGCUGGGAAUGGGAGUCGCCGUGGAGUUUUCUUGGUGUCUUCAUUACAUUGUGUGUAGCCAUGUGAACAACAUGCUGUUAAUCUCCCAGGGGAUAGUGUCAACCCUGGUGCUGCUGUUGCUGGAACUGGCUUCCAUGAUGUCAAAAGCAGCAACUGGGGGCCUGGAGUUGCUUAUCUGUCCUGUGCUGCGGUGUCUCAGCAACCUGCUUGCAGAGGAUGAGACAGAGGGCUGCAAAGUGCAGAUCCAGGAUGAGCGCCUCUUGGUGGCUUUGUUUCUCUUCAUGCAGUACUUCCUCCAGCAGCACCCUUUCCUAGUGCAGGAGUGUCUCUGGCUUCUCAACAAUCUCACAGCUGAUGAGCCCAUCUUCUGCUCUGCCGUGCUCACGCUGGACCUGAUCCCAGCCCUCCUGCAGCUCUUGCCCUGUUCCCGGAUGGUGACCCUGCUGGCUCUGACUGCAUCCUGCCCUGGGAGGGUUUGGAACCCAUUGAAAUGCUCUUCCCCAUCCCAACUUGUGUGUCAUCCUGGGAGGAGUUGGCAGAAUAUGAGGGGAGCUGCCUGCCCAGGUUCUAGUCUCCUAAUAUGCCAGUGGACGAUAAGCCAUAGACCAACUGAAAGAUGCUUCAAAAUUCAAUCAGUGAAAGAGGAACACACCCUAAUGCAGUGCAGAUAAAAGGAGUAGCUGGGAUCUAGCGCUGCUAGCGCUUGGGCUUGGAGGCAGCCCGUUCAAGAGAAGUACACGUGAAGGGAUUUUUAAAGAAAGCAUUUUCAAAGCUUCUUGAAUGCCAACAGGAGCUACUGCAUACUCUACCUUUCCAGCAGGCUCAGUGAGGGAAAGGCCUGGACCACCUUGUGCUUAAACAGAGAAAACCUGAACUAAUAGCUAGCUAUUGCCCCGCUCUAACGUGUUCUGCAGGCUGAACGCUACUUGAGCCAUGGCUCUCCACCAAGUCUGCAGGGAGCUAUCCUCGGGCCUUUAUGCAGCCGAGCCUGGCAGGCAGCUCCAGCGCGGAGUGACUCUGGGCACAUGGAUGCCUGCCAGCGUACCAAGCCCCAUGCUAAGCACAAGUAGCAGACUCUGCAUGGCCUCAGCAAGGUUGUCACCUGUUCCAGAAAGCUCAUCUCACCCUGCCCUGGGGCCAUGCAGAGAACAGCAGGUGAGUGGGGCUCUAGCAUGCCAAUCUCUGCCUUCGAAGGUUUGCUGUACUGCAGGACUGUCUCCUUUGAGGGGUGACAGCAUUUCCUGCUUCUCCUCAUGUCCUCCCAGGAGGUGGAGUUACCCAGACUGCACCAUCUUGUGGCAGGGAGACAUACAGGACUGUGAUAGAUGGUUGGUUCUAGUCAAUAUAAAACUUGUGACCAACUUCAGUAAUGUCAGUUCCCCGGGUGUCAGCUACUGAGCCAUGCAACUUGGGAUACUCAUGCCAGCUCCCUCUCUAGGCUCUGACUGUGCUGUGUAACAUCGCUGAGAAGGGCCCUGCCUACUGCCACCAGCUGCACCAGAAGGCUCUGCUGCCCUCGCUGCUCAGCACUCUUGCUCUUUCUGAUGGCCAGGUGGUGGGCCAGAGUCUGGAGCUGCUACA